Erythranthe guttata (spotted monkey flower) is the source of this 1196-nucleotide messenger RNA. Its product is annotated as 28 kDa ribonucleoprotein, chloroplastic. The record is from RefSeq and is a predicted model, not a curated record. Gene Ontology annotation, cellular component: chloroplast thylakoid membrane. NCBI's taxonomy places the organism in Eukaryota, Viridiplantae, Streptophyta, Magnoliopsida, Lamiales, Phrymaceae. Gene Ontology annotation, molecular function: mRNA binding. Gene Ontology annotation, biological process: chloroplast rRNA processing.
AAAUUUCUUAUCUACAACCAAAUUUCAUCCUCUUCUUCAUCUUUGUCUUCCCUUAAGGCUCAAAGCACAGAGCACAAAGAAGAAGAAGAAGAAGAAAAAUGAGUGCUGCAACAGCUUUUCAUCUGAAAUUGGUUCAGUGUUGUAGCACAACAACUGUGCCCAAAACCAAUUUCGCCGCCUCCAUCUCCCCAUCACUCUCCAUUCGCCAAAUCAACUUCUCCCCCCACUCUUCCAUUUCACUCAAACCCAAGAAUUCUUCUUUCAAAAUUGUCCCCUUUGUUGCCCAGACUUCAGAUUGGGCCCAACAAGAAGAAGAAGAAGCAGAAGAGAAGAAUGAGGAGGGCGAGCUCGAAACUAAUAGUGCUAGUGAUGGUGGGGGUUUCGAAGAAGCCGAGCUGUCCGAGGAGGCCAAGCUCUUUGUCGGAAAUUUGCCCUACGAUGUCGACAGCGAGAAAUUGGCCACACUUUUUAACAAGGCCGGAAUUGUCGAAAUUUCCGAGGUGAUUUACAAUAGGCAAACAGAGCAAAGCCGAGGGUUUGGAUUUGUGACAAUGAGUACUGUGGAAGAAGCUGAGAAGGCUGUAGAGAUGUUCAACCGCUACGAUAUAAAUGGAAGACUGUUAACGGUAAACAAGGCAUCUCCAAGAGGGUCUCAGCCAGAGAGGGCACCUAGAACAUACGAGCCUUCGUUUAGAAUGUACGUAGGUAACUUACCAUGGCAAGUGGAUAAUGCUAAGUUGGAGCAGCUUUUCAGCGAACAUGGCAAAGUGAUUGACGCUAGAGUUGUUUUCGAUAGAGAAACUGGCCGCUCUCGUGGUUUUGGCUUUGUUACUAUGUCCACUCAGGCUGAAGUAAAUGAUGCCAUUGCUGCUCUUGAUGGAGAGAGUUUGGAGGGCAGGGCAAUUAGAGUUAACGUGGCCGAGGAAAGACCACGACGUGGAUUCUAGUUCUUAUUUAUUGUUUGCUAUGCGAUUUUUUUUGUAUUAUUACGUUUACGAAUAUUAUUCCCCAUUUCACCUCCAGUUUCAUUUCAAUUUCUCCAAACGAGUGAGUCCAUAGUAAUACGGUACAUGAAGUUCAUAAGUAUGUCAAAUUGUCAUUUCAUGAUUAUUUCAAAUAUAUGUUUCUUUCUGUCAACAAUGUAUUGGUUUCAGCACGGUACAUGAAGUUCAUAAGUAUGUCAAAUUGUCAUUUCA